AUGGCGUGUUCUUCUUCUACAACACUUUUAUCAAAUUCACUUCACAUUAACCAAAUCACAAUUCAACAUGUAUCUCCCAUAGUUUCACUAAACCGAAAACUUCCAAUAUAUUCUAAAAAACCACUCAAACUUUCAACCACCACCACCACCACCACAAUACCCUUUGCCUCUGGUUCUGCAGGAGUUGAGUCUCCCUUGCUGAGUGAGGACACCUCAAGCUCACUGGAUUUGGUGAAAGUGUUUGAUUUGGAAGGAAAUGGGAUUCCAAUUUCUGAUUUAUGGAAAGAUAGGAAAGCUGUUGUCGCAUUUGCUCGUCACUUCGGGUGUGUACUUUGCCGCAAGAGGGCUGAUUAUCUUGCAUCAAAGAAGGAUAUAAUGGAUGCAUCUGGUGUAGCACUUGUAUUGAUUGGACCUGGCAACAUUGAUCAGGCCAAAUCCUUUGCCGAGCAAACAAAAUUUAAAGGAGAAAUCUAUGCAGACCCUGCUCAAUCGUCGUAUGAGGCUUUAAGAUUUGUUUCUGGAGUUUUAACCACAUUUACCCCCAAAGCAGGUCUUAAGAUAAUAGAAUUGUACAUGGAAGGUUAUCGACAAGAUUGGAAGCUUUCAUUUGAAAAAGAUACUGUUAGCAGAGGAGGGUGGCAACAAGGAGGAAUUAUUGUUGCAGGUCCGGGUAAAGGUAACAUCUCAUACAUUCACAAGGACAAAGAAGCAGGGGAUGACCCAGAAAUUGAAGAUAUCUUAAAAGCAUGUUGCUCUUGA
Molecule: messenger RNA, 759 nt
Organism: Vicia faba (fava bean)
Lineage: Eukaryota; Viridiplantae; Streptophyta; Magnoliopsida; Fabales; Fabaceae
Source: the annotation of a GenBank genome assembly